Setaria italica (foxtail millet) is the source of this 2791-nucleotide messenger RNA. RefSeq names its product BTB/POZ domain-containing protein At2g30600. The record is from RefSeq and is a predicted model, not a curated record. Bases 229 to 2637 code for a protein of 802 amino acids. Gene Ontology annotation, molecular function: protein binding. NCBI's taxonomy places the organism in Eukaryota, Viridiplantae, Streptophyta, Magnoliopsida, Poales, Poaceae. The transcript is spliced from 13 exons.
UUAUUUUUAUUUUACGGAGGAAACAAAUCAGUGGAGUAUGGACUGAAACUCAAGGCAGUUGAGUGAGUGAGGAAUCGAGUUCCACCUGCAAAUCAGACUCAGUUCCUUUGACCUCCUUCCUUCCUUCCAAGGGCGCCGCUCUCCCAUCCGGACCAUCUUUUCAUCUUCUUGCAAGCAAGCAAUUCGACGCCGCCGUUAGCAUCGAGAUUGGGAGGGAGGGAGGGAGCCAUGGAAUUCGUCGAGGAGACCAAGAAGAGAUCCCUGACGGUCGCCCCCUUCGAGUGCGCCUGGGGCGAGGAGCUUCGCUUCCGGGAGCCCGGCCGUGGCUGCGUCUCCUUCGAGGCAUCCGCCCACAACGACGUCACCCUGGUGUUCCGCCACCACCCCGGGAGCCACCACUACCACUACAAGAUGGACACCAGCCGCCACUACACUGUCAUCCUGGGUAGCCACAGGAACAAGCGCCUCAGGAUCCAGGUCGAUGGAGCCACCGUUGCUGAUGUCGCCGCCCCCGGCCUGUGCUGCUCCAACUCCUUCCAGGCCUUCUGGAUCACCAUCUGCGACGGCCUAAUCACCAUCGGCCAAGGAAGGCACCCCAACACCAACCUCCUCUUCCAGUGGCUCGAUCCCGAUCCCAACCCAGAUGUUCAGUACGUCGGCCUAUCCAGCUGGGACAAGCACGUAGGCUAUAGGAACAUAAGCAUUCUCCCAGCAGCUCCCCAGUACAGCAUACUUUGGACCCAAAAGUUGUUAUGCUGUGGGAAACCAGGCACGGCAGAUGACUCCGACCAGAGGCUGCUUGCAGACUUUCUCGAGAGCUGGGACUUGUCUGAUGCUGUAUUUGUGGUUGGCACCGAAAGGAAGCUUGUCCCUGCACACAGAAUUGUCCUCUGUGCUUCUGGAGAUUUCCCUUUUCAAAUAGCGGACCAUGGAGCUACCAUCCAACUUCCAUCAGUAUCCUACCCACUUCUCCACUCCCUUCUUGAGUAUAUCUACACAGGUUCUACACAGAUUGCUGAAUGUCUACUAAGUUCCCUGCUGGAGUUGAGCUCGCAUUUUAAAGUCAAACCAUUGAUCAAAUGUUGUGAAGAAAUCAUCGACUGUUCGGGAGUGGAUAAGAAACUUUCAGAGUCCGGCAAAAUCUUAAAAUUAUCAAGUAGCGGAUUCCAGCAAGAUCAUAAAUUUGGUUCCUUCCCUCUCAAGGACCCAGUGGAUGCGCAGAAAAUUGGACAGUUCCUUGCAAAUGGCAAACAUAGUGAUAUAAAUAUCUAUGUUAAUGGACACGGUCUUGUUGCCAAGGCUCACAAGCUUAUCCUUAGCCUGUGGAGCGUGCCGUUUGCAAAGAUGUUCACAAACGGGAUGAAGGAAAGUAGUGCCUCCGAUGUAUUUUUCAAAGAUGUUCCUCCUGAAGCAUUCUUUCUCCUCCUUCAGUUUAUGUACAAUGGGGAACUUAAGGUGGAUACCCAGGAUAUUACAUCAGUGCUGGUGCAGCUGCUUCUAUUAUCAGAUCAGUUCGCCAUCACUGUUCUUCAGUUUGAAUGCUGUAAACGAAUAAUGGAAUGCCUUUCAGAGGACACAGUAUGUUCAGUCUUACAGGCAGUUUCAUCAAUCCCAUCUUGUAAACUGCUUGAAGAAGUAUGCAAGAGGAAUUUUGCUACACACUUUGAUUAUUGCACAACUGCUUGCACGGACUUUGUGUUGUUAGAUGAGGCAACAUUUAAGGAUAUUCUUCAGCAUGGCGAUAUGACGGUAACAUCGGAAGAGAGGGUUCUGGAUGCCAUCUUAACCUGGUGUAUGGGGACUUGUGAAACUUUUUACUGGACUUCAGUAGAUAAGCUCUUGAGAACUUCAACACCUGAGCAACUCUUUGGAGAGAGGCUUUCCGCCAUCGAUACUUUACUACCGUUUGUGAGGUUCCCUUUGAUGCAGCUGUCCAUGCUAAAGAGGAUGGAGAUAAGUAAUCUGGCGAACCACAUACAAGUAUUCAGACAGCUGGUUGCAGAAGCAAUUGAGUUCUCUCAUGCCGGACAAUGGACACCGACAUCAUAUGAGUGCGAGAGAUUUCAGCACAGGCGCUCGAGCUAUAAAGAGCUCCAGUAUAUCUCUGAUGGUGAUAGCAAUGGCGUUAUCUACUAUGCCGGAACAUCAUUUGGGAAACACCAGUGGAUGAAUCCUGUAUUAGCCAAGAAUAUCACUGUGGUGGCAAGCAGCCCAAAUUCGAGGCACACGGAUCCGAAGGCUUUGGUUUCGAAGAAUUACCAGGGGACUUGCUUUGCUGGGCCUUGUAUUGAAGAUGGCAAGAAGAUUUCUUGGUGGAUGGUAGACAUCGGACAGGACCACCAGCUGAUGUGCAACUACUACACGGUGAGGCAGGAUGGCUCCACAACCUUCAUGAGGUCCUGGGUUCUUCAGGGAUCCAUGGACGGUCGGAACUGGACGAGCCUCCGCGUCCACGAGGAGGACGCGACCAUUUGCCAUCCCGGGCAGUUCGCGUCGUGGCCCGUCGUGGGCCCGCCGGCCCUGCUGCCCUUCCGGUUCUUCAGGGUGGCCCUGACGGGCCCGGCCGCGGGCGGCAGCGUCUCCAACGCGUGGAACCUCUGCAUUUGCUUCCUGGAGCUCUACGGCUACUUGCGCUAACUAGAUUAUAUUACUCCUUUUAUACAAUAUACACACACAUGUAUGCUACCUUUUUAUUUGCUCGAUCUGUACUCUACUCACCGUGUAUACGAGAUUAUAUAUUGCUUGCAGCUUGCUUGAAUUAAAACAUACUUAUUAAUUAUUUGUUUCAAGA